Molecule: messenger RNA, 2596 nt
Organism: Mesocricetus auratus (golden hamster)
Lineage: Eukaryota; Metazoa; Chordata; Mammalia; Rodentia; Cricetidae
Gene: Gatad1
Product: GATA zinc finger domain containing 1
Exons: 5
Coding region: 369-1172 (267 amino acids)
Biological process (GO): regulation of DNA-templated transcription; chromatin organization
Cellular component (GO): nucleus
Molecular function (GO): zinc ion binding; sequence-specific DNA binding
Source: RefSeq, a predicted model, not a curated record
CCCCGCCCAUCGCCGGAAGCCCCGGUGGGCGGAGGUCAGGCUUUGGUGUCGCCGCUGCCCCGUCCACCCCGGGGUCCGUCCUCUGACCAGAGCUGGCUUUCCCGGGAGGUCAGGCGGAGUAUCGGGCCUGCGUCCCCCGCGGGCGGCCCAGCGGCAGGGCUGGGUCCCGGGCUGCCCGCUUCCCGCUUCCCGGGGGCGGCGGGGGCGGCGGCGGCCGCUGGGUACCGGCGCGGGCGGCGCAGCACCGGAGACCUUGCCUCUCCCGCUCUUCCAGUCGCCGGGGUGGCGGGCCGACCCCCGGGCGGCCGGCGCAGACGACCGCCAUUCCCGUGUCGCUCCGCCCGCGGGGGCCGCCCGAGCCGGCCACCAUGCCGCUGGGCCUGAAGCCCACCUGCAGCGCGUGCAAGACCACGUCCUCCUCCAUGUGGAAGAAGAGCCCGCAGGGAGAGAUCCUCUGUCACCACUGCACGGGCCGGGGCGGCGGCGGGGGCGGCGGCGGCGGCGCGGGGGCGGCGGGCGGGACCGGGGUCGCCGGCGCCUUCGGCACGGCCACCUUCGCCAGCACCUCGGCCGGCCCCCCGCAGAGCAACGGGGGCGGGGGCGGCAAGCAGAGUAAGCAAGAAAUCCACAGAAGGUCAGCCCGGCUCAGAAACACCAAAUACAAAUCCGCUCCAGCUGCCGAAAAGAAAGUCUCCACCAAAGGAAAAGGGAGAAGGCACAUUUUUAAAUUAAAAAACCCUAUCAAAGCUCCUGAAUCUGUUUCUACUAUAAUUACUGCAGAAUCCAUCUUCUACAAGGGAGUAUAUUACCAAAUUGGUGAUGUUGUUUCUGUGAUUGACGAGCAAGACGGGAAGCCGUACUACGCUCAGAUCAGAGGCUUUAUCCAGGACCAGUACUGUGAGAAGAGCGCAGCCCUGACAUGGCUCAUUCCUACCCUGGCUAGCCCCAGAGACCAGUUCGACCCUGCAUCCUACAUAAUAGGGCCAGAGGAAGAUCUUCCAAGGAAGAUGGAAUACCUGGAAUUUGUCUGCCAUGCACCUUCUGAGUAUUUCAAGUCAAGGUCAUCACCAUUUCCUACAGUUCCCAGCAGACCAGAGAAGGGCUACAUAUGGACUCAUGUUGGACCUACUCCUGCAAUAACUAUUAAGGAGACAGUUACCAACCACGUAUAGUUACAGAACCAAACCUGGGGCAUGUUUAGUUAGCAUGUAUGAAACUGAUUUUAAUCUCCAGAACAUACACACACACCCCAAGAUAAAACCAACUUUCCAGUUUCUUAUAUUUUAAUAUAUUAAGAUAUGCCACACAUUUUUCUCUUGAAGCUUUUUUCCUUAGAUUUUUGAGAUAGGAUCUCACUGUAUAGCCCAGGCUGACCUUGAGAUCCCUCUGCUUCAUCCUCCUUGAGUGCUGGGAUUACAGAUGUGUUACACCAGGGCUAGUUAAUGCCCGAUCCUUCUUUCAUGAAGCUCCCAUGUGGAAACGUGACUUGAGAAAGCUUUUAUCCUACUAUCCCUAAUUAUUAGCUUCCUUAGUAUCUGUUGCUUAGAAAAAUCACAGGGUGGGAAAAGGAUGAAUUUGAAGUUUAAUAUUAAAUUCCAUGCAUAUUUUCCUAGGCAAAAGUGGCAGAUUCCAGGGAAACCAUUAGAAACAUGGAGUGUCUAUUUUUCUUCAAAUUUAUUUCUACAAACACAUAAAAUGAAUUGUAUUUUUAUAUAGGUACAGAACAUUGAGUUUUAGAUUUAUUUUGUUUUCUCCUCAAGACAGGGUUUUUUCUGUGUAGUCUUGGCUGUCCUGUAACUCACUCCAUAGACCAGGCUGGCCUCGAACUCACAGAGAUCCGCCUGCUGCUGCUUCCCGAGUGCUGGGAUUAAAGGUGCAUCUGGCUUACUUAGAUUUCUGAUCAAGGACUAAAUCAAAAUGUGACCAGUGUGUUUCAUUUUUUCCUUCUCUAGAAGCAGUCCUCAGCUGCUUUGGUCCUACAGAAAGCAAUUGGUAGGUGAUUUUAUUAGCCCUGGCUCUUUAAGACUUGAUCUCAUCUGCUCUCAGUCCAACUGCCUUUACUGUCAGCAUCUGCUGCUCCUGUGAGCGGUUCUUCUGUCAUGCCUCUGAUCUGCAGUAUAGACGUCCCCUCUUUCCACUCAGGCAGCAGACCACGUAACAAUUUCCUGUUAUUAGGAUAGUGACUGGCUAUCUUGGAAGUGACUAGUAGGUCAUUAGUUUUGGUAGUCAAAAGACCCCAAGUUAAACCAUUUGCUGAGGAUUCGUGGUGUGCUAUGCCUGGGAAUGUCUGUUGUCUGUUUCAAAUGCAACUUUGUCACAUGCAGAGGAGGAGUGGGCAGGCACCCACAUGCUGCCUCUGUCCUGAUCUAUGUAGACAGAAGUUUUAACCCCGGGAAUGUAUGAAAAUUUGACAUGAUCCUAAUGAUUUUCAUCAGAACUCUUUUACCUUCUUCUCUCAUCCCAAAGUUGGGAAGAAGCAUCUUCCUCCUUGGGAAUAAAAAAAAAAAAACUACAAUGAAAUUCAUUGUAAAUAUUGUUGGAAAUGACCUUCUAAAUGCCAAUAUUCCAGUGUGGGAUUAAAAUAUAUUUUUACAAA